Messenger RNA from Babjeviella inositovora NRRL Y-12698, 1734 nucleotides. RefSeq lists its product as uncharacterized. Lineage: Eukaryota; Fungi; Ascomycota; Pichiomycetes; Serinales. The coding region runs from base 1 to 1734 and encodes 577 amino acids. The transcript has a single exon. The record is from RefSeq and is a predicted model, not a curated record.
AUGGUUCGAAAACAGAUUGAGUUCCCGGUUCCAGCUGAUCCACGGUCUGAUAUUUUGGACUAUAUGGUCAGAGACACGAUUGACGGAGUGGACUUGGCUAUUUCGGCUUCCCUUCCAUACGAAUACCCUGUGUCCAUGCAUAUUCCCGCUCUAAAAUGGGAAAUAUUUUGUCCAGACUGUGACACCUCGAUGGUGAAGGUAUCAAGUGUCACCACAUCGUCAAUCUUUCUACAGCCCUACCGAUACUUUAUAGUUUCGGUCGUAGCUGAAAUUCCUCGGUUCCCGCGAAACAUCGUAGCCAGCUGCCCCGAUGGACGAUCUCCUCUAGAUGUUCUUGUCCAGGAAACCCUUGCCGCGAAGAAAAUGAAGGUGUAUGUUAGGGCAUCCAAGUUUCAAAAUGAGGACCUUCCUGGAUGGGUGGUGUAUGCCAUGUCGAAAGUGUUUGUCCCUGUUGCAUUCGCCGCUCCCCAGCUCUCAGUGGAGGUACCCCUUACUGAGUUUAAAAUAAGAAACACCAUCAUUACGAUUCCCUCAGUUGAUGGCUAUCAACCGUUUCUCGAUUCGAAUGUUACGUUUCUGGUGGGAAUUCCCAAAGAAAGCCACUGCGUGGUGGAGCUAUUGGGAUUACGAGGGAGGUUUGAGGUUGAACAUCAGGGUGAAACUCUCGGUGGGGUGUAUAUCGAGUCCAUGCAACCGGUUAAAAGCUCGAUGGACAGGGAUCUCACCAUCAGUGUUUUUGAGAAAGACGGGAGAUGUUUUACCGGGAACGACGUUGCCAUCGCCAAUAUUCUCCAGCGGUUCUUGGACGGAAAGAGCAGCCGCGUUUCAAUCAUUUCCACCGGAGACGUGAAGUUAAGCCUGGCACUUCUUGAAUCAACAAUCAGGGGUAUUUCUGGUACUGCUAUGGCCACGCUCCUGGGGUGGAAUACAACUUUCCCAGCCCUUAGACCGGAACCUAUGAUCCAGAACAUAACUUUCUUACAAUCGUCGCCAAAUAUGAUUCAAGUAAGGGUCCUUGUCGAGACAAACAAUCAGCUUGAUAUUUCUCUUAAAAUGGAUGAGCUAGAUAUAUUUUUUGGAUCCAAAAAGGCGUUAUUUGGGCAUGCCACCGUCCACAGGAUCCAGAUGGAAGCCCGGAAACGGUUCGUAUUCACGGUAGAUGUUACCCUCGACCCUCUAUCAUACCUGGAUGAAGGCUUCCGCCAACUUUCACUAUUCGCAAGUAGCUACAUCUCUGGGAUAGACCAAACCAUUAAACUUGAAGGUCAUUCGGGCUCAGUCCCCACAUCCCUGAAUAUCUCAAACAUCUUGUCUCAUUUAUCGGUUGAGCUCUCAGUACCCGAGAUCAAAUAUCCCCUCAACAUGGGCUCAAGAAACCCCUUUAUUAUUUCAUCGAUCAUGCAUGUUAUGACUAUGGAGGUUGAGGUGGUUGUGUACAAUCCAAUGUCCAACAUGGAUGUGAUCAUCACGGUGGACAGCGCCGAGGCGAUAUACGAAGGCAACAUUGUGGGGUGCAUAGAUCACGCUGAAACCGUCACUGCUCCACCCGGAAUAUCCACCACCCGUAAAAUCUCUGUAUCACCCCGAAAUGGGUUGGUUAGAGAUGCGCUUCUCAAGCUCGUGAACCGCAAGGUACAAGUCGAUUGCUUGUGCCGUAUAACCGCCAGCAUAGGCGGCUUUUCGUUGGACUUGAUUUUUACCGGUUCCGGGAUCGAGACAGAAAUUAGAAUGUGA